This is a messenger RNA of Trichogramma pretiosum, 7263 nucleotides long. RefSeq names its product neuralized-like protein 4 (gene Neurl4). The record is from RefSeq and is a predicted model, not a curated record. Lineage: Eukaryota; Metazoa; Arthropoda; Insecta; Hymenoptera; Trichogrammatidae. The transcript has 19 exons. Bases 227 to 5269 code for a protein of 1680 amino acids. Gene Ontology annotation, molecular function: ubiquitin protein ligase activity.
AGUGCUGCUCUGUUAUGAGAGUAGCAGCAGCAGCGAGCUGGAUAGCUUACAUAUAGUGUUGUGUUAUUGGGGUAUACCCUAUAUAUAGCAGUGCGUACAGAAUUGCUGCGACCACUGUCAAAAUCAGCGUUUCGUCUCAUUAGUACAUCAUCGAUUGAUCGACGCUCCGUUUUCACGCUUUCCUCGGCUGCACUUCGAGCAUUAAUUCGUUCGUGUAUAAAACAACAUGCUUCAGUUCCACCGUCGUUGCGGCGAAAGGGUUAACUUGAUCAACGACAAUUGCACUGCUAGUCGAUCUAUUUCCGAAUAUAAUUACGGUUUGGUUUUUAGUGCCGAGCCUCUGCGCGACGAUGAAGUUUUUCAAGUACAGAUCGAUAAAAAGGUGACAAUAUGGAGUGGAAGCAUAGAAAUUGGAGUUACAGCUUGUGAUCCAGAAAAUACUAAUUUAGCAGCCUUAGCAACUGAUUUGAGACAUGGCUCUUGGAUAUUGACUGGUUCGCGUAUUGUUCAUAAUGGUGCUUCAACUGUGGAAUCGUAUGGAACAGACUUGAGUACUUUGACUGAAGGCAGUAUACUUGGUGUAUCUCGAACGUCAAAAGGAGAAUUAGUAUUUUAUGUCAAUGGUGUACCACAAGGAAUAGCUGCAACUGGUGUUCCUGCAAAAGUAUUUGCAGUUAUAAAUAUGUUUGGAAACUGCAUCCAAAUAUCAAUUGUUCAACCAGUAAUUGGAAUAAAUGGAAAUGUUGGUGAAUGUCAAAGAAUAGAAAUUAACAAUGAUUAUGGAAUGGAUGAAGCUUCUAGUUCUUCAACAACCAAUUUAGUCACAAACUUAAAUGUAAAUCACAAUGUUUUACCAAAAAAUCAUAGUUUAGCUGCUAUUCGAGAAGAUAGAUUGAGGUUUCAUGAAAGAGUUGGUACAUUAGUAAAGUUAUCAAAUAAUGCACGUACUGCAGAACGAAGAAAUCCAACAGAUGAAUUUAAUAAUGGAGUUGUUAUGACUCACAGACCAUUAAAAGAUAAUGAAUUAUUUGAAAUUCGAAUAGAUAAAAUAGUUGAUAAAUGGUCCGGUAGUAUAGAAGUUGGUGUUACUACACAUAGUCCAACUGCUUUAGAAUUUCCUGCCACCAUGACAAACAUGCGUUCUGGAACCACCAUGAUGUCAGGCUGUGGUAUAUUAACAAAUGGUAAGGGGACACAAAGAGAAUAUGGAGAAUUCAAUUUAGAUGAACUUAGGGAAGGAGAUAGAGUGGGCAUGAUUAGAAAAAGCAACAGUAAUUUGCAUUACUAUAUUAAUGGCCUGGAUCAAGGGUGCGCAGCUAAAGUUCCUUCUACUGUUUGGGGAGUCAUAGAUCUGUAUGGAAUGACUGUAAAAGUAACCAUAGUUGAUCGCGAUGAAAGAGAAGAACAGAAUCUCAUAACAAGAAGAAACACACUGCAGUUGCAAGGAAUAAAUGAAACAGGAGAACCAGAAGAAGUAGUGGAUAGAUUAAUGUUUCAUGCCUGUUGUGGUACUCGAGCUGAUGUUAUAAACAACGGGAGAACGGCUCAUAGACCUAAUGCCAUCGACGAUUUUAAUAAUGGCGUAGUAUUAACUUCACGACCGUUGCGACCAAACGAAUUAUUCGAAGUCAGAUUAGAUAAAAUAGUCACCAAGUGGGCUGGAUCCAUAGAAAUCGGGGUUACCACACAUUCACCCACAGAGCUUGAGUUUCCUUUUACCAUGACCAAUGUCCGCUCUGGUACAUGGAUGAUGACUGGAAACGGUGUAAUGCACAAUGGUACAACGAUGAUCGACCAUUACGGGCAAAAUCUCGACAGACUACAAGUUGGUGAUAGAGUUGGAGUUAUGCGCAAAGAUAACUCGACUCUUCAUUUUUACGUCAAUGGAACCGAUCAAGGCGUUGCCGCUACUGGUGUUCCGGUUAAAGUUUACGGUGUCAUUGACCUUUACGGACAAGCAGCUCAGGCUACUAUAGUCGAUAACUCAGACUUUUGCAGUCCUACAACGAUCAAUUCAAGUAUCAGCAAUACAACUCUUUAUUGUGAUUUACGAUUUCAUCACGUUCAUGGAAGAAAUGCUCGAAUUACGAACAAUGGACUUACGGCCUCGCGACCUAGAGCAUUGGGUGAAUUUAAUGAUGCCAUUGUCAUAGCGAAUCGAGCUCUGCGCGAUGGUGAAAUGUUUGAAGUAGUAAUUGAUAAGAUGGUUGAUCGUUGGUCGGGUGCAAUUGAAGCUGGAGUCACCGCUAUUAGACCAGAUGAAUUGGAAUUUCCAUCAACCAUGACAGACAUUGACUACGAUACUUGGAUGCUGUCCGGUAUGACAGUAAUGCUCGACGGAGCAGCUGUGCGUAAUAAUUAUGCAUGCGAUCUUGACAAGUUAUGCGAAGGUAAUCGUAUUGGAAUGAUGAGGUGGCCCGAUGGUAGUCUCCAUUAUUACUUAGACGGGGUUGAUCAAGGCGCGGCUUGCACGGGUCUUCCAGCUCAUGUUUAUCCUGUAAUCGAUCUGUAUGGACAGUGCGCUCAGGUAACUAUAGUAGUACCCGAACGACGAGAUAUUGGCUUACAACAAUAUCUGGCUUCGGAAAACAGUAUAACUAGUCAGCAACCUACAUCGAUCUUGCAACCAGUCGGACAAGUUGAUGCGACUCACAAAUUCCAUAAGUCAGUUGGUAACAACAUUCAAUUGGACAGCAGUCGAGCUGUGGCGACCAGAUGUCGCAAAUACAGCAACGCAGUUUUACUCAGCGAAUCACCUUUAGAUAAUAACGAACUGUUCGAAAUUUGCAUUCAGGAAAUUGCUAAGGAAUGGAGUGGAUCCCUGAGAAUUGGGGUAAUAAGUAACGACAGUGGCAGUUGGUUAACUUCUAUGAAUUUAGUGCAAAACAUGACUUCCUUGCCUGUCGAUACGUGGUACCUUACUGGAAAUCAAAUACGUCACAAAGACCACUGUCUCUGUUGGAAUUACUGUCCGAGUCUCGAUUGGUUGCGAGUAGGUGACAAAAUUGGUUUGAAACGGACAAAUGAGGGAAAUCUCAAGUUUUACGUUAAUCGUGAGGACAUGGGCAUAGCCGCUACAAAUAUUCCUGAAAACUGUUAUGCUAUUGUUGAGUUGUUUGGAAGUACAGUUGCCGUCUCUAUAACUAGUACGAAGCAACAAAACAAUAACGCAGCAUCGCUGAAUGUAAUAUCGCAAGACGCUAGUCUAAGAUUGCAGGAUUCAUUGGAAUUAUUACUUGACCCUAUACCAGCCGUCAUUAGAAGUGAUGGAGCAAUGGAGACAUCGGCAGAUGCUUGUAUCGAAAGCAAAGUAUUGGAACCUACGACGCCAACACAAGCAACACAAACACUUGCGGGAGAGUCAGAUUAUGCCUAUGAGUUUUAUGAAAAUCAUGGCAGAAACGUGCAAUUAGAUAAAAAGACCACUGCUCGAAGAGUUGCUAGCUACAAUCAAGGAGUUGUGAUGGCAAAUAAGCCAUUAAUAAAGAACAAAUUAUUCCAAGUGAAAAUUGACAAAAUUAAUGAACGCUGGGUAUCGGGAAUAUUAGUUGGAGUGUCUGGUGUACCACCAGAAAAAGUAACUUUUCCCGUUACUGCAUUGGGUUUAAAAAAACACUCUUGGGUCAUUUGCAGUGACUGGAUAUCGCACAAUGGAUCAAGGACACGUUCAUCUUAUGGUGCCAAUUUGGAAACAUUACGCGCUGGUUCAACGGUCGGCUUGUUGCUGGAUGAAGAUUCCAGACUACAUCUUUACAUUGAUGGACUCGAUCAGGGUAUCGCUUUCUCUGAUCUACCCGCUAAUGUCUACGCAGUAGUCGAUCUUUACGGUCAAUGCGAACAAAUUUCUAUCAGUGGCACGUCGAAUCCAACCACUGAGACGACAGACAAUGAAUUAUUGACCAACAUGGAAAAUUUAGCUUUAGCCACCGAACUUGAGGAUGUCGAGAAUUCACGCGAAAAAGCUGACUUGGAAUAUCACGAAAAAGAAAGUCAAUCUGCUGUAGCUGUUGAAGGGUUGUCUUUGGAUAACGAAAUGGUCAUUCGCAAUGAAUAUGGCACAGGUGAAUUUGAAAUAGAUUCUGAAUCAGAUGCAUCUGGAUUCCGCUCUAUAGCUGCUAAAAAUAUCGUAAGAGCUUAUGAUUCAAGCAAUUCAAACUGCGCUGAAUCGAGUGGAACGCUAUUAUCGAACAUCGAUAUUCCAGAUAACGAUGAGAAUAACAUACUCGCUGAAUCUUCAGCUUGCAGCCACGUCAAGUUGAAUAACGCAACUAACAUAAAUAUACGUAAUGAUGCCGUCCUCAGUACAGCUAACAUGAGUAGUAUCAAUGAAGCAAUCACCUCUAGCAAUGCCAAUAAUGCCAUUAAUGAAAGUAUUGCUUCUAAUGCAUCUUUAUUGCAUAACAACAUGAAUAAUGUUGGAGGAUUGCAGAGUAUGACCCAAAGUUCUAAUACGAAAUCGUGGGACGUAACUAAUUUACCUGCACCUGCUGCAGUAACUGCACCCCGUGAAUUGGUUCUCAACUUACAUAGAAAUCCAUUGAGUUUUUCGCAAACGCUACCAAAUAACUGCCUGACGACGAGUAGCAACGUGUUGCCGCCGCCGCCAUCAGUGUCUGUCCCGUCCACGCCUCUCGCUCAGCCUUCGAAACGUUGCGAAUACCUCAAAGCUUGCAUGCGCCUCAAAUCUUCGCUUGUAUUGCCUGACGAAUAUUUUUCCCACGACGAGACCAUUUGCUAUUGCAGUUCCUGCUUUAAGGUCGAUAGUGAAUCAGCUAUUUGUAAAAAGGGUGAGCCAGUCGCUGAGUUUGCAGUACCCGUCGGUUGGGUUCGAUUUCCUUUGAAACACAGCGUAAACGCUAAUCAAAUACCGCAAAGUACUACGGAUAAAUGGCAUGUGGCAUUUUAUGCAACAAGAAUCGAUGCUAUAAGGUGUAUUCUCGAUCGAGGAGAGCUUUUGUCUCGAGAACAAUUGGACCAUGAUUCAUUAAUUACUGGUACUAGCAAUGAAGUUCAGAAUUCUCUAGUCACUUUUUCCCCGAACGUCAAAGGCGUUAAAUUUAUAGAUUUUACAAAACAAAAUUCGUACACGGACACGCAUCUAGAUCGAAAUUUCAACGUGUCAAUAGCGUUCCAAUUAUUAGCAAGGCCAGGUUCGUAUACAACCGUAUCUAGCAAGAAGACUGGAGAGCAUGAACAUGUUAAAUGGGCUACUAAAGAAACAGGUGCAACCGUUAUAAUAGCACUUCUUGUACAUCUAGAUGGGUUCUAAAGUUCAACUAUGAAUAUUAUUGUUAAUCAUGAAAUUGAGAACUAGUUUUAGUUUGAAUUUAAUUCCCUCUGGAAUCGGAAGCUUUUGAAAUCCACAAUCGCACAUAUGUAUAUUUCUAUGCGUAAUUUAUAAAAUUACGAUCAAGCAGAAUUGUAUUAAAAUUUUUCACUUGAAACAGCGGUAAAAUUUAUCGAAUCAAUUUGUGCCGCAAAUAAUUUACCUUCGUUUUUUUCAUAGUAAUAAAUAAGAAAUAAAAUCUUCAAUCAAAUUGUCAGAUUUUGAAAAAUCAUUUCAAUUACUAAUAAAUGCACAAUCUCACAAGUAUUAAUCUUAAUGAACUUUUUUGAGGGGAUUGAACAAAACCUUGUUGCAAUUAACGUCAAAAUUUUUGAUGAUUUUGAAGGCACAAUCUGUUUCUUGAUCUUACUUAAAUAAUUCCAAAGUGACAUUUUGUAAAACUUUUUUGAAGUAAGUCAUUUACCACAAUUUAUUUGGUUGAAAUAAUGAACAUAAUUAAUUAAGUAAUAAUUAAUUAAGUAAUGGAUCAGUAAUUGUAUGUUAAGAUAUUAUAUGAAUAACUAAAAAAGUGUUAAAUGAAUUUAUAUUUUGUGAUAACAUACAAAAAUGAAUACAUCGAGACGACUGCAAAUAUUGCAAAAUUAAGCUAUUUUUUAAUCUCAACGAAAUCGUAUUUAUAACAGUGAAGAGAUAAAAAACUUACAAUAUUGAUCGAUUAUGUACAAAUAUUAACCUAUGGAAUGUCUAAAUAAUGUCAAGCUAUUACAAUAGUGAUCUCUCAAUUCUAUAGAGGCAUUAUCAAUGUUAGACCUCUUAAUAUUCAAAAUGCCUAUAGUAUAAAAUUAUGCAGAAUAAUUAGGUUUUCAAUGUUUAUUAAAAAAAUAAUACGUUAAUAAAUGUAAGUGCAAUUACACAAAAUACAAAAUAACUCAUUUUAUACUAUAUUUUCAAGAGUUUGCGCUCUACUUUGAACAUUUCAACGCAAAUUUAAGAAAUUAAAAUGAGUACGAAUAAUGAGUUUUUGAAACUAUAUUAAAAAUUCUCAUGUUUUGAUAAUUCGAGGUAUGUUUUGUGCGUAAUUUAUAUUCAUUCCGAAUGCUUGGAAUCGCAUUGAAAACCACUAAAUAGAUUAUUUUUGAUCAUUUAAGUGCAUUUUUAUAAAAAAACUGGUACAAUCAUAUUGCAAUUAAUGACGCAAACAAAUUAAAAUUAUUAUCUUAAUAUAAAAAUCUCUAUUGAUGUUGAUAAUUACCUGAUUAAGCGUAAAAAAGUAAGUAAAAAAUUUCGCUAACACCAACAGUGACGAUUAAAUACAAAAGAGAUUGAAAGUAUUCAAACGAACAAAUCGAAUUUUACAUCAACUUAUUUAUUUAGUAACAAAUUGUAUAACAACUGUAUCUGAUUCUAUUAUAUUUAGUAACAAAUUGUAUAACAACUGUAUCUGAUUCUAUUAUGAAAUAAUCGAAAUCGGAAAUCAUCAAACCUCACAUGAACAUGUAUACUUUUUACAUGACUUGCAUUAGAGGAACGUUUGAUUUGCACGUUAUUCGUUCACAUAAAUAAUAAUAAAAUGAAAAGCGUCGUUUGUUGAACAUAAAUGAAGUUAAGGGUAAAUGUCUACAUAUGAGUAUCCAAAAAAGCUCAUUACUGAGAUUUUAUUUUAUAUUGUCAAAAUAAUGAUUUUUAAUCAAAUAAAUAAACUAAUUGUAAAUUGUAAUUUUUACACGCAUAAGUUACGAUAUAUAUUGUGGAAGGUGGAUAAAUGAUCAAAUCAACUUCAAUCGAAAUAAUUAUUUUUAUUUAUUGAUUGAUCACAAAUUAUUACUGGUGUACAAUGUAAUGCUCGAGAAUAUUAGUUUUAUUAUGCCACACGAUAACAUAUUAAUCUAUUGUAUUAUAUUUCAGCUAGCAAAGAGAACAGAAAUACGUUUACCUUAUUUCUCUUUUCGAUUAAUAAAAAUGUACAUACUUCGGAA